This is a messenger RNA of Cinclus cinclus, 1680 nucleotides long. RefSeq names its product basic proline-rich protein-like. The record is from RefSeq and is a predicted model, not a curated record. The coding region runs from base 1 to 1680 and encodes 559 amino acids. The transcript has 2 exons. Lineage: Eukaryota; Metazoa; Chordata; Aves; Passeriformes; Cinclidae.
AUGGCCGGCCGGGCUCAGCCUGAAGUGCCCCCAGCUGCCGGUCGCCCUCGGCUCGCUCCGCACCCCGCCUGGCCGGGGGCUCUGCUUCUCCAGGUUUCUGCACCCCAAAGGCAGACCCGGCUCUGCGCAGCGCUCCCCGCCCGUUCAGACCCCGCGGGCUGCGCCCCGUCCGUCGCUCCCCCGUGCGCCCCGAGCGCGGGCGGGCUGGUCCCGGCGGGAGCGCUGCCCGCCCCGGUCCCGCUCCCAUCCCGGGCGCGCACCCACCUGCCCCGCGGGCCCGCUCCGUUUCCCGCUCACCUCGUCCUGCUCCUGCCGCCACCAGCGCCUGCCCUCACUCCGGCGCUGGGCAGGGCGGCGGCAGCAGCAUCCCCCGCCGGCCCCCCAGCUGCCGCGGCGGCACUUGCAGCCUCACGGGAACCGGCGGCGAGGGGAGGAGGGGGUGGGGGAGAGAGAAACCCCUGGCCAGGGCCCCGUCCCAGCCCUCCCCGCCGCCUCCGGCACUCGGGUCCGCUCCCACGGGCCACGCAAGGCGGGGCGGGCGGCGGCGGCGACCGCGGGGACCCGCCCGGGCGCUGCUCGCUCCGCGCCGCCCCGCGCUGCCCCGCAGGUAGCGGCGGCCCCGGGCAGGCACCGCGAGGACCGCCCCGGAGGCGCAGGGGAGUCGGGUACCUCUCCAUGAGUCUCCCUGCAGCCGGGCUUCGGGGCGCUAACCACGCGGCUCCCGGUGCAGCGGCACUCGACAGGUUGGCACACGGGACCUGGCAGGACACGGCCCUGGGCAGCCCAGUCAGCACCGACACUGCUGGGACUGUGAGGGGGGACUGGAGGACUCCUGGUGCCGCUUCCAGCCCAUGGCGCCGUGACCCCACAGCUCUUGGUCAGCACGCCCUGAAGGCAGCCCCUGCACAGCCCCUCACGGCCCUUCAUGGCCCCUCACAAUCCCCUCACAGCUCCUCACAGUCCCUCACAGUCUCUCACAGCCCCCUCAGGAUCACAGCCCUUUACAGCCCCCUCACAAUCCCCUCACAGCCCCUCAGGAUCACGGCCCUUUACAGCCCCCUCACAAUCCCCUCAGGAUCACGGCCCUUUACAGCCCCCUCACAAUCCCCUCACAGCCCCUCAGGAUCACGGCCCUUUACAGCCCCCUCACAAUCCCCUCAGGAUCACGGCCCUUUACAGCCCCCUCACAAUCCCCUCACAGCCCCUCAGGAUCACGGCCCUUUACAGCCCCCUCACAAUCCCCUCAGGAUCACGGCCCUUUACAGCCCCCUCACAAUCCCCUCACAGCCCCUCAGGAUUACGGCCCUUUACAGCCCCCUCACAAUCCCCUCAGGAUCACGGCCCUUUACAGCCCCCUCACAAUCCCCUCACAGCCCCUCAGGAUCACGGCCCUUUACAGCCCCCUCACAAUCCCCUCACAAUCCCCUCAGGAUCACGGCCCUUUACAGCCCCCUCACAAUCCCCUCAGGAUCACGGCCCUUUACAGCCCCCUCACAAUCCCCUCAGGAUCACGGCCCUUUACAGCCCCCUCACAAUCCCCUCACAGCCCCUCAGGAUCAUCGGCCGCCGGGCCGAGGGAGCGGCCUCCGGAGCCGGCAGGGGGACCUCGCGGCUCAGCCCGUGGCGGUGGCGCCGCAACCUCGGCUUUUAAGGAAUAAAAUUGAUGUGGAAUUCGAGUGA